Messenger RNA from Trichechus manatus latirostris (Florida manatee), 3681 nucleotides. RefSeq names its product immunoglobulin superfamily DCC subclass member 4 (gene IGDCC4). Gene Ontology annotation, molecular function: protein binding. The record is from RefSeq and is a predicted model, not a curated record. Lineage: Eukaryota; Metazoa; Chordata; Mammalia; Sirenia; Trichechidae. Gene Ontology annotation, biological process: axon guidance; neuron migration; cell-cell adhesion. Gene Ontology annotation, cellular component: axonal growth cone; plasma membrane; cell surface. The transcript is spliced from 22 exons. The coding region runs from base 1 to 3681 and encodes 1226 amino acids.
AUGGCGCGGGGGGACGCUCGCAGCGGCCGCGGACUCAUCGCGCUGACCUUCUGCUUGCUGGCCGCGCGCGGGGAGCUGAAGUUGCACCAGGAGACUGUGGAGCUGAGCUGUGGAACGGGGCCACUGCAAGUGAUCCUGGGCCCGGGGCAGGCCGUGGUGCUGGACUGCAGUCUGGGGGCCGCUGCUGGACCCCCCACCAGAGUGAUCUGGAGCAAAGACGGGGCCUCCCUGCCUGAGCACCACCAUCUGCACGUGCUGCCCAACGGCUCCCUGUGGCUGUCCCAGUCACCAGCGCUCGAUGGCAGUGAUGAGGCGGCCCCUGGGGCCUCGGACGUCAUUGAGGGCAGCUAUUCCUGCCUGGCCCGUGGCCCUCUGGGAGUGGUGGCCAGCCAGGCUGCUGUGGUCAAGCUCGCUACACUUGCAGGCUUCUCUCUGCACCCAGAGUCCCAGACGGUGGAGGAGAACGGGACAGCUCGGUUUGAAUGCCACAUCGAAGGGUCGCCAGCACCAGUCAUUACCUGGGAGAAGGACCAGGUGACAGUGCCCAAGGAGCCGCGCAGCUUGAUUAUGCCCAAGGUAUGGCUUCUUGGUCUUCGGGAAACUCAGAGCAGCUGUUUAGGUGCCAUCAGGUUGAUUCCAACUCAUAGCAACCCUAGAGAACAGAGUAAUGGUAACGUUGCCUGCUGGCUUGCCCUCUCUCCAGGGUCUCUGGCAUCCACCAGGGGGCAGGACGUGGUCAUUGUAGCAGCCCCGGAGAACACCACGGUGGUGUCUGGUCAGAGCGUGGUGAUGGAGUGUGUAGCCUCGGCCGAUCCCACCCCUUUUGUGUCCUGGGUCCGACAGGAUGGGAAGCCCAUCUCCACGGAUGUCAUCGUCCUGGGCCGCACCAACCUACUGAUCGCCAGCGCGCAGCCCCGGCACUCUGGCGUCUACGUCUGCCGCGCCAACAAGCCCCGCACCCGCGACUUCGCCACGGCAGCUGCUGAGCUCCGCGUGCUGGCGGCCCCGGCCAUCUCGCAGGCGCCUGAAGCGCUGUCGCGGACGCGGGCGAGCACGGCGCGCUUCGUGUGCCGCGCGUCGGGGGAGCCGCGGCCAGAGCUGCGCUGGCUGCACAACGGGGCGCCGCUGCGGCCCAACGGGCGCGUCAAGGUGCAGGGCGGCGGCGGCAGCUUGGUCAUCACCCAGAUCGGCCUACAGGACGCCGGCUACUACCAGUGUGUGGCCGAGAACGGCGCGGGCACGGCGUGCGCCGCGGCGCCCCUGGCAGUGGUGGUGCGCGAGGGUCUGCCCAGCGCGCCCACGCGGGUCACGGCCACGCCGCUGAGCAGCUCUGCGGUGCUUGUGGCCUGGGAGCGGCCUGAAAUGCACAGCGAGCAAAUCAUCGGCUUCUCCCUCCACUACCAGAAGGCACGGGGCAUGGACAAUGUGGAGUACCAGUUUGCAGUGAACAAUGACACUACAGAGCUACAAGUCCGAGACCUGGAGCCCGACACUGACUAUGAGUUCUACGUGGUGGCCUACUCCCAGCUGGGGGCAAGCCGCACCUCGGCCCCAGUGCUGGUCCACACACUGGAUGAUGUCCCCAGUGCGGCACCCCAGCUCUCCCUGUCCAGCCCCAGCCCCUCAGACAUCAGGGUGGCGUGGCUGCCCCUGCCUCCCGGCCUGAGCAACGGGCAUGUGGUGAAGUACAAGAUAGAGUACGGUUUGGGAAAGGAAGAUCAGAUUUUCUCCACCGAGGUGCCAGGGAAUGAGACACAGCUUACGCUGAACUCGCUUCAGCCCAACAAGGUGUAUCGAGUACGGAUCUCCGCUGGCACAGGUGCAGGCUACGGGGCUCCCUCCCAGUGGACCCAGCACAGGGUGCCCAGUAUGCACAACCAGAGCCAUGUCCCCUUUGCCCCUGCAGAGUUGAAGGUGCGGGCAAGGAUGGAGUCCCUGGUCGUGUCGUGGCAGCCGCCCCCUCACCCUGCCCAGAUCUCUGGCUACAAACUGUACUGGCGGGAGGUGGGGGCUGAGGAGGAGGCCAAUGGUGAGAGCCCCCCAGGGGGCCAUGGAGACCAGGCUUGGGAUGUGGGGCCUGCUGCCUUUCAACCACGUGGCUUAGUGGAUGGAGCAUUCAGCCAGGAGCCAAGAAACCUGGGUUCUAAUUCCAACCUGCCCAUCCAGAGGGGUCCACCCUUGCCACCUGCCCAUGUCCACGCAGAGUCAAACAGCUCCACAUCCAUUUGGCUUCGGUGGAAAAAGCCAGACUUCACCACAGUCAAGAUUGUCAACUACACAGUGCGCUUCAGCCCCUGGGGACUCAGGAAUGCCUCCUUGGUCACCUAUUACACCAGCUCUGGUGAAGACAUUCUCAUUGGUGGGCUGAAGCCAUUCACCAAAUACGAGUUUGCGGUACAGUCCCACGGCGUGGACAUGGAUGGGCCUUUUGGCUCUGUGGUGGAGCGCUCCACCCUGCCUGACCGGCCCUCAACGCCCCCGUCAGACCUGCGCCUGAGCCCCCUGACGCCGUCCACCGUCCGGCUGCACUGGUGCCCCCCCACGGAACCCAACGGAGAGAUCGUGGAGUACCUGAUCCUGUACAGCAACAACCACACCCAGCCUGAGCACCAGUGGACCCUGGUCACCACGGAGGGUAACAUCUUCAGUGCUGAGGUGCAUGGCCUAGAAAGCGACACUAGGUACUUCUUCAAGAUGGGGGCGCGCACGGAGGUGGGGCCUGGGCCCUUCUCUGGCUUGCAGGAUGUGAUCACUCUCCAGGAGAAGCUCUCAGACUCCUUGGACGUACACUCGGUCACGGGCAUCAUCGUGGGCGUCUGCCUGGGCCUCCUCUGCCUCCUGGCCUGCAUGUGUGCUGGCCUGCGCCGCAGCCCCCACAGGGAAGCCCUCCCGGGCCUGUCCUCCACAGCCGCCACUGGGAACCCAGCACUGUAUUCCCGAGCCCGGCUGGGCCCCCCCAGCCCCCCAGCUGCCCACGAACUGGAGUCCCUCGUACACCCCCGUCCUCAGGACUGGUCCCCACCGCCGUCAGACGUCGAGGACAGGGCUGAAGUGCAUAGCCUUAUGGGUGGCGGCGUUUUGGACUGCCGGGGUCAGUCCAAGCGAAAGAUCUCCUGGGGUCAGCCUGCUGGGCUGAGCUGGGCAGGCUCCUGGGCAGGCUGUGAGCUACCCCAGGCGGGCCCCAUGCCCUCUCUGACCCGAGCCCUGCUGCCCCCUGCCGGAACUGGACAGACGCUGUUGCUGCAGGCUCUGGUGUAUGAUGCCAUACAGGGCAACGGGAGGAAGAAGGCACCCCCAGCCUGCAGGAACCAGGUGGAGGCUGAAGUCAUUGUCCACUCUGACUUUAGUGCAUCCAAAGGGAACCCUGACCUCCAUCUCCAGGACUUGGAACCUGAGGUUGCCCUGCCUUCGGAUGCUCCUAACCUCACCUCGCGUGUUGUGGAUCUACGGCAGGGGGCAGCCUGGCUGGACCUGGAGCUGGGAGGGUGUGAGCAGGCAGCCACUGGGUCAGACAGACUUACGUGCCUGCCAGAGGCAGCCAGUGCCUCCUGCCCCUACCCAGACCUUCCACCUGGUGAGGCUCUGGAGGAGGCCCCUGGGAACAGCUGCCAGCCAAAGGCCCCCUGCCCUCUAGCAGCCAGCCCAGCCCUGCCCAGAGCCCCAGUCUCCUCCUCUGCUUAG